GGUCCUUGCCUGUGUGUGCGCCUCUGUCCCCGCCUCCUGGCCACCUCAGCCCAGGAGCCGAGGAGGGAAGCUGAGCGGCCGAGGCUCCCGCCGCUGCCUCUGCUCCAGCCAGGAUGUGGCUCCUGCACACUCUGCUCUGCGUGACCAGCCUGGCUCCUGUGGCUGCCUUCAACGUGGAUGUGGUCCAGACCUGGGUGACUCCCGAGGGAGGCGCCCCCUACGUGCUCAGCUCCCUUCUGCACCAAGACUCCAGCACCAACCAGACCUGGCUUCUGGUCACCAGCCCCAGUACCAGCAGGACAGCAGAGCCCCUGCAUCGAUGUUCCCUUGCCCACGAUGAGCUCCAUUGCCAACCAGUUGAGCAUGUCCCCAUCCCAAAAAGGAGGUACCGGGGAGUGACAGCUGUCCGGAACCAGCAUGGUGUUUUGAUCUGCAUUCAAGUGCCGACCCGGCAGCCCCACAGCCUCAGCUCAGAGUUCACGGGUAACUGCAGCCUGCUGGCUCCUGACCUCCAGCCCCGGGCCCAGGUUUACUUCUCCAACCUUGAGAGUCUCCUGGAUCCCGAUGCCCAUGUGGAUGCUGGAGUCUGCUCCAGGAACAAAGAAGGCAGCACGGAGAACAGAGCCAGGCAGCGCCGGGCUCUGAAGGUGGAGAAGGAGGAGGAAGAGGAGGAGGAGGAGGAGGAGGAGGAGGGAGCAGGUACCGAGAUCGCCAUCAUCCUGGAUGGCUCAGGAAGCAUCGAUCCCCCAGACUUCCAGAGAGCCAAAGAUUUCAUCUCCAACAUGAUGAAGAACGUCUAUGAGAAGUGCUUUGAGUGCAGCUUUGCCCUGGUGCAGUACGGGGCAGUCAUCCAGACGGAGCUUGACCUUCAGGACAGCCAAGACGUGACGGCCUCCCUCGCCAGAGUCCAGAGCAUCACUCAAGUGGGCAAUGUCACCAAGACUGCCUCUGCCAUGCAGCAUGUCCUAGACAACAUCUUCACCCCAAGCCAUGGCUCCAGAAGAAAGGCCUCCAAGGUCAUGGUGGUGCUCACCGAUGGGGACAUAUUCGGGGACCCCCUCAACCUCACGACUGUGAUCAAUUCCCCAAAGAUGCAAGGUGUUGAGCGCUUUGCCAUUGGGGUGGGAGAUGCGUUUAAGAAUAACAAGACCUAUGAGCAACUGAAGCUGAUCGCCUCAGAGACCCCUGAGGCCCACGCCUUCAAGGUGACCAACUACAUGGCGCUGGAUGGGCUGCUGAGCAAAUUGCAGCAGAGCAUCAUUCGCGUGGAAGGCACGGUCGGAGAUGCCCCCCACUACCAGCUGGCACAGGUCGGGUUCAGCGCCCAGAUCCUGGACGAGGGACAGGUGCUGCUCGGAGCUGUCGGGGCCUUUGAUUGGUCGGGGGGUGUGCUGCUCUAUGACACAAAUAAAUGUCGGGGCCAUUUCCUGAACCAGACAGUGGUGGAUGCCAAGGCUGCGCAAUAUGGUUACCUGGGUUACUCGGUGGCUGUGCUGCACAAGCCCUCUGGCCUCGCCUAUGUGGCGGGGGCUCCACGGCACAGGCAGAGAGGGGCUGUGUUUGAGCUCCAGGAGGGCAGAGAGACUGACUUCGUGCCAGUGCUGGAGGGCGAGCAGAUGGGGUCCUAUUUUGGCUCUGAGCUGUGCCCUGUGGACAUUGACAUGGAUGGGACCACGGACUUCUUGCUAGUGGCAGCUCCAUUCUACCACGUUCAAGGAGAGGAGGGCAGAGUCUACAUGUACCGUGUGAACAAGCAGGACGGUUCCUUCUCCUUGGAGCACGAGCUGAUCGGGCAUUCCAGGUUAAUAUAUGCCCGAUUUGGCUUUGCCAUGGCAACGGUGGGGGAUAUCAGUCAGGACAAGCUCACAGAUGUGGCCAUCGGGGCCCCCCUGGAGGACUUUGGAGCAGAUGAUGGCGCAGGUUUUGGCAGCGUGUACAUCUACAAUGGACGUUCUACCAACCAGCUGGUUAACCUCUCUACCAGCUGGUCACAGAGGAUCAGAGCCUCAGCAGUGGCCCCAGGACUCCACUACUUCGGCAUGUCUGUGGCCGGUGGCUUGGAUUUCAGUGGCGACGGCCUUGCUGACAUCACCGUGGGCGCUCUGGGCCGGGCAGCUGUGCUCCGCUCAAGACCUGUGGUUCCUCUGAAGGUGUCCAUGAACUUCACCCCCAACGCACUGCCCAUUGGCUUCAGUGGCAGCGUGAAUGCAUGUUUGUGGUUUGAAAUCAGCUCUGAGACCACAGCUGCCAAGUCAGGCCUCAGAGAGACCGUUCUGAACUUCACGCUGGACCUGGAUGUGAUGAUGCCGCGGAAAAGGCUGCAGUGCUUGGACGAGAGGGCGUGUCGGGGCAGCCUCCAGGACUGGGACGCUGGGCCCCGUCUCUGCAAGCCUUUCCUGCUCAUCCCCACAGAGGGACAGCUCUGUCAGGAGGACUGCUUCUCCAACAUCAGCAUCAAGGUCAGCUACCAGCUCCAGACCCCUGAGGGCCGGAGGGACCACCCUCAGCCUGUCCUGGACUUAUACACUGAGCCCUCCACCAUCUUCCAGCUGCCCUAUGAGAAGGCCUGCAAGAAUAAGCUGUUUUGUGUCGCAGAGUUACAGUUGGCCACCACCGUCUCUCAGCAGGAAUUAGUGGUGGGUCUCACAAAGGAGCUGACCAUGAACAUCAGCCUAACUAACUCCGGGGAAGAUUCCUACAUGACAAGCAUGGCUGUGAAGUACCCCAGGAACUUACAGUUUAAGAGGAUACAAAAGCCACCUUCUCCAAACAUUCAGUGUGAUGACCCUAAGCCAGCGGCUUCGGUCCUGGUCAUGAACUGCAAGAUUGGGCACCCCAUACUCAAGAGGUCAUCUGUAACCCUUUCAUUAGCUUGGCAGCUGGAGGAGAGCACCUUCCCAAACAGGACAGCCAAUAUCACUGUGAUGAUCAACAAUUUCAACGAAAGAAGGUCUCUGGUCAGUAAGACCCACAGCCUUCAAUUCAAGCAUGCCUUCAUCGCAGUUCUUCCCAAGCCAUCGGUGAUGUACAUGAACACAAGCCGUGGGCUUUCUGACCACAAAGAGUUCCUCUUCAAUAUACACGGGGAGAACCUCUUUGGAGCAGAGUUCCUGCUGAAAAUCUGUGUUCCGAUCAAAUUACAAGGUCUUCACCUUGUAAGAGUGAAGAACCUGACCAAGACUCAGGCUCACACUGUGUGCACUCAGACCCGGGAGCGUGUUUGCGGGAGCGAUCCGGUUCAGCUUGUGGAAGAAUGGCAUUCAGUGAGCUGUAACAUCUCCUCGGAUAAAGAAAAUGUAACCGUGGCUGCAGAGCUCUCCUUCAGUCAAUCAGAGCAGUUACCAAGAGAUGUAACUGAGCUGCAGAUCCUUGGUGAAAUAUCUUUCAACAAGUCUCUCUAUGAGGGGCUGAAUUCAGAGAACCACAGAACUAAGAUCACUGUCAUCUUCCUGAAAGAUGAGGAGGCAUAUUCCCUGCCUCUCAUCAUUAAAAGCAGUGUUGGUGGCCUUCUGGUUUUGAUCGUGAUUGUAGUCAUCCUAGUCAAGUGUGGCUUUUUUAAAAGAAAAUACCAACAGCUGAACUUGGAGAGCAUAAGGAAGGACCAGCUGAAGUCAGAGAGCCUGCUCGAUGAAGAAAAUUAGGACCGGCUUCUUCAUCUGGUGGGAGAGUAUCUGCCUGUCCCUGAACUUCUGGAGACCUGGUGUCAUACUGGCUGCUUUUCCUUUAGGGUGAUGGAGAGCAGGAGCUAACAGAUUGUGGAAUGUUGUUUUAAAACCAUACAUUGUCCCCAAAGUGUCUGUGUAUUGUGCAAAAAAGAAACCGGGGAAGCAUUUGGUAUUAAAUAAAGUUACACUGUUUUCUUUACAGAAGCACCUUUCGUAAGUAAA
This is a messenger RNA of Camelus dromedarius (Arabian camel), 3887 nucleotides long. It is a transcript of the gene ITGAE, whose product is annotated as integrin subunit alpha E. Gene Ontology annotation, cellular component: integrin complex; external side of plasma membrane. The transcript has 31 exons. Bases 114 to 3641 code for a protein of 1175 amino acids. The record is from RefSeq and is a predicted model, not a curated record. Gene Ontology annotation, molecular function: integrin binding. NCBI's taxonomy places the organism in Eukaryota, Metazoa, Chordata, Mammalia, Artiodactyla, Camelidae. Gene Ontology annotation, biological process: cell-matrix adhesion; integrin-mediated signaling pathway; cell adhesion mediated by integrin.